AUGGCGGCAUGAGAGAGAGGAGGAGAAUGACUUUUUUUCUCUCUCUUCCCGCUCCUCCCUCCCCUCCUCUUUGACAUUCCACCAGAAAAAAAAAGUUGAAAUUUCAACUUUUCUGACCUAUUUCUAGAGAGCUUAUCGUUUCUACAAACACCUUCUCCUCUCAGAUUUUUCUUUUCCUUUAUUCUUGUCUCCUUCCGAGGAAUCCGGUUCCGACACAAACCCAAAACUGAGAGCAGAGGAAACAAUGGGAGGAGGAGGAGGAGGGUCUGUUAACGAACUAAACAGCGAUUCCAAGGAACACACGAGUGCUGCUGAUCAUGCGUUCGACACAACGAUAGAGGAGCUCUGCAACAACCUCUGCGAAUUGCAGAGUUCUAAUCAGUCUCCAUCAAGGCACAGCUUUGGAUCUUACGGUGACGAUGAGUCAAAGAUCGAUUCUGAUCUACAACACCUCGCUUUAGGAGAGGUGCACGAUUUAGAUAUUACCGAAGACGAAGAAGAAGAAGAAGAGAAGGAAGUGGCAAAGCCUGAAGAUAUCGAUAUGGUGAGACCAGCAAGUUCCGCUACUACUAACUCAACCUCUUCAAAGUUGGAUACGGAGAAACAAGCUGGUAAGAACAAGAACGCGAACAGACCGAGCUUGGGACUCGGUAGGAAGAAGAAAGCAGGAACAACAGCAAAGUCACAAAACGAAGAACCAUCAUCUGAAAACGUGGAGCUGGCACGUUUCUUGCUGAACCAAGCGAGGAACCUCGUUAGCUCCGGAGAAAACAUCAGCAAAGCUCUCGAGUUAUCUCUCCGAGCUGAUAAGCUCUUCGAAGCCUCCGCAAACAACGGGAAACCCUGUUUGGAAUGGAUCAUGUGCUUCCACGUCAGAGCAGCGAUCCACUGCAGGUUAAAGGAGUACAGCGAAGCGAUCCCGCUUCUUGAACGCUCCAUCCAGAUCCCACUUCUCCAAGAAGAAGGCGGGGAAGACCACGCGCUAGCUAAAUUCGCCGGUCUGAUGCAGCUAGGCGACACUUACGCGACGGUGGGGCAGCUAGAGAACUCGAUAUCCUGUUACACCGAAGGGUUGAAAAUCCAGACGAAGGUUCUGGGAGACAACGAUCCGAGAGUCGGCGAAACGUGCAGAUACUUAGCCGAAGCUCUGUUACAAGCGUUACGGUUCGAUGAAGCUGAGAAGGUUUGUCAAACGGCUCUCACUAUACAUAGAGAGAACGGUUCGCCAGCUUCGCUCGCCGAGGCGGCGGAUAGGAGGCUGAUGGGACUUAUAUGCGAGACCAAAGGCGAUCACGAGAACGCCUUGGAGCAUUUGGUGUUAGCAAGCAUGGCCAUGGCUGCGAACGGACAAGACUCUGAGGUUUCUUUCGUCGAUGCCAGCAUCGGUGACUCCUACUUGUCUCUCUCUCGGUUCGACGAAGCGAUCUGUGCGUAUCAGAAGUCUCUCACGGCGCUUAAGACGGCGAAGGGAGAGAACCAUCCAGCUGUUGGUUCGGUUUAUAUACGUUUAGCUGAUCUUUGUAACCGAACCGGGAAAGUUCGUGAAGCAAAGUCUUACUGUGAGAAUGCUCUUCGGAUAUACGAGUCAAAUAGCCUAGAGAUCUCUCCCGAGGAGAUCGCUAGCGGUCUUACGGAUAUCUCUGUGAUUUGUGAGUCUAUGAACGAGGUGGAGCAAGCUGUGACGUUGCUGCAGAAGGCGUUGAAGAUAUACACUGAUUCUCCUGGUCAGAAAAUGAUGAUUGCGGGUAUCGAAGCUCAGAUGGGAGUGUUGUACUAUAUGAUGGGGAAGUACUUGGAGUCGUACAACACGUUCAAGAGAGCCGUCUCGAAACUAAGGGCGACGGGGAAGAAACAGUCGACGUUUUUCGGGAUUGCGCUUAACCAGAUGGGUUUAGCUUGCAUUCAGCUCGACGCGAUAGAAGAGGCUGUUGAGCUGUUUGAAGAAGCCAAGUGUAUUUUGGAACAAGAGUGUGGUCCGUACCAUCCUGAAACACUUGGAUUGUACAACAACCUUGCAGGAGCUUAUGAUGCUGUUGGCAGGUUGGAUGAUGCAAUCGAGCUGCUAGGACAUGUGGUUGGGGCUCGAGAGGAGAAGCUAGGGACGGCGAAUCCUGGAACAGAAGAGGAGAAGAGAAGGUUGGUCCAACUCUUGAAAGAAGCUGGUAAGGUUACAGGAAGGAAAGCUAAAUCCCUCCAGACUCUGAUUGAUUCCGAUCUCAUGACUUCCUCAGCUCAUCGUUAACACAUAAUGUGCUGUUACCUUUUCUUUCUAUAUAUAGAAAAAAUGUGCAUACGUUAAUUUUUCUCAUUUGUGAUUAUUAUUAUUGUUUGUGGAAGCUCA
Molecule: messenger RNA, 2341 nt
Organism: Raphanus sativus (radish)
Lineage: Eukaryota; Viridiplantae; Streptophyta; Magnoliopsida; Brassicales; Brassicaceae
Product: protein KINESIN LIGHT CHAIN-RELATED 3
Exons: 3
Coding region: 245-2242 (665 amino acids)
Molecular function (GO): protein binding
Source: RefSeq, a predicted model, not a curated record